This is a messenger RNA of Porites lobata, 8501 nucleotides long. Lineage: Eukaryota; Metazoa; Cnidaria; Anthozoa; Scleractinia; Poritidae. The record is from the annotation of a GenBank genome assembly.
AUGGCUGGAAGGAAUUCAAGAAAAAGAACAACGCCGGCUCGCUUAAGGGAAGGUAAGUUCAAAGUGCGAAAGUUGAGGACGCGAUCGCGGAUCGAUAUGUACUAUAAUCAAAAGUAUGUUUAAUAGACUUGAUUUCUCCUUGCUGUUAAAGUCUGCUUUUCCUACAAUCAUGGUGGACAAUGCGAACAAUGCCUGUAUAUUAAGGCUAAUGUAGAUCUAUUCUAACAACAGAAAACACUACCUGUAAGCUAGCUUAUACAGCGUCCAUUGUAUGACAACAAUAAGUCUAUAUGGCUUUCUUACAGUCGUAAAAAGAACUAAAGGAACAAUGCAGAUUUACUGAAAAUAAUAAAGAUUAUUCCUAGUUCAUGUCUAAGGGUCGUUGAUUCAAGUGCCUAAAACUAAAGCAACUUCUAAAACCUGAAAACUGGAAUAUUGCCCGUUACAAAAAAGACACGGGCAUGCGAUGAUCACGUGACUAAAUGGCGGGGAAACCAUUAUUUUAAGGUCCUUAGUUUUCAGGCACAAACUCAUUAAAAUUUUAAAUAUGUUUUUGCUUGUAUAGUUGGAAGUAGGUUGUGAGUUGACUUCUCAGCUUUCUGAAGAGUAGUAGAUGCUAUUUUAACUUUUAUGACACGAACUCCAAAUUUCUUUUUUAUUUCUUUAAGCCACUUUGUCAUAAUUUGAUAACCUGAAUAAAAAUGCACAAUAAUACUUUGCCUUUUAGCCCUUGCAUGUUACACGCUGAAUAAAUGCAAGCAUGCCUGCUACAUAGUGGUUGUUCUCAGGAACAUAAAGCUAUUAGUUUAUCUUUUCUUUGCAUCAGUUUAGGCAAAAGCACAUAAAUCUUUGAAGCUGUAAUCUCACAUUUUCCACUCUUUGCUUAAGAAUUUUUUUUUACUAAGAAUUGAAGCUUGUAUGACUUAAAAUUAAUUUUACAGAGUUGUGGUACCUUGUAAAGUACGAGGAUGAUGACAACUUGAGGGUUUUAGGGCAAGAUGACGUUCGUCACAUCUGCCCUGAUGACGAAGAUGACUUCCAAGUUGGAGACAUAAUAAGCGCCAUGUGGCUUCCCAAUGGCCAAUUCUAUGAUGCUCAAGUACUACAGACAGGAAGUAAGUUCCCUUUUUCUGCAAUUAUUGCUAAGUAAGGUACCUAUAAUCAAGCUCUUUAUGUAAAAGAAAUUUCUUGGGUCUCAUUUCAUCAAUCACACAUAUUUAACAGCAGUCUGUGAAAAUUACAAUCCCACCACAUCCCCUGAGAGAAAAAAUUAAACAGUAUGUUUCACCAUCCAAGCGGCUAGUGUCACGUGACUCUCAUGAUGAAAAUAAAUUAUGAUUAUUCAAAUUCUACAUAGUCAAAUACUGUGUAUGUUAAAUAUUACUGACAGUGAAAUUUAGAAAACCCCAAACACCAGAAAUAAUUGUGGAACUGUCAGUUAUCAGUAAAGGAUCUGAAAUUACGCUUAGGUACAUAAAGUAGCGUUACCAGUCAGUUAUCUACUGGCAACAAAAUGCAAAUGUUCAUAUUCAUAAGUCUUAGAAUAAGCAAAUGUUAGUUUUACAAUAAUAAUAUUUCCCUCAUUAAAUCCUUUUUUUUGUAGCUGACAAGAAUGAGCUUAUGAAAGAGAGGAUGAAGUUGGAGAAAGCUAAAAAAAAUUGUGAAAAGAUCACAUCAGAAAAAGCACAAGAGCCAAAAGACCAACAUAAAAGAAAGAACCAAAAGGAUGGCACAGGGCAGAAAAAGAAGAGAAAGUCAGAUGGUGAAACUCUGAAUGAUGGACAUGAGGACCAGAAGGCGAAAGAGAGAAAAGAAAAGAAAAAGAAAAAAGAGGAGGAACAAACAAGGCAAAACUUGCUUCAGGAAGCUAGGAAAAAGCAAGCGGCUGAGAGAUGGUCUUCCACUUCCCCAGAUCAAAGUGCCAGCUUUGUACCAGUGCCAAUUCAUCGAGGAAAUGGUUCUUCUACACAGCUGCCUUCUACAUGUUCUUCAGCACCAUCACAUGCAGUUCAGCAAACAAACCAACUGUCAGCUCAUCCACCCAUGACAGCACAAUACACAACACCAGCUCCAUUUACAACACUUACUCAGCACACAACACCUACUCAACGCACAACACCCACUCAGCACACAACACCCGCUCAGCACACAACAGCAAUUCAACACGCAACACUCGCUCAGCAUGCAACACCCGCUCAGCACGCAACACCCGCUCAGCACACAACACCAGCUGAACGUACAACGCCAACUCCACGCACAACGCCAACUCCACGCACAACACCAACUCAAUGCACAACACCAGGUCAAUGCACAAAUAAAACUCCAGCUGGAAGAAAGCAAGCAGUAACGUCAAGGCCAGGAAUGAGUAAGCAAUCAAAAUCUACUGCUGAUCCAAGAAGAGGCAUUCAUUUUCAAAGUGUGGAUGUUGAUAGCAGCGAUGAUGAAAUAAGUGAGGAAGAUGAGGAUUGCAGUAGUCUGGCUUAUGAAGGUGGCUCUAGUGGCAGUUGCUGCAAGGAGCAAAAAUGGAAAUUGAGGCCUUGCGAAAGCGACUAGAAAAAGUACACAGGAGGCUUAACAUUGCACGUAAGUCAAGUUUCUGUAUGAAAGUGCAAACUGUUGAACAUAAGCAAAAUUCUGGAUCUUAUAUUGCAAAAUGUGUGAGCAACUGGCUGUUAAAAUGCAUUAUUAUGUUGUAUUAUGAAGAAGGACCUCUACUGAAUUUUGAUCAUGUAUCUGUAUCUUAUUGAUUAAUUGAAGUAAUUUUUUUAUUGUCUUGCAGUGAAGGCAAAGACCGUAGAGGAAGUUAUAAAGAACAGACCAGCUGCUGGUGUUCUUGACAGGGCACUUGCUGAAGAAUACAAGGUAAUUAUCAUGGCUUUUUUUUUUGUCUUGCAUAUAGUCUAGAUGCAACCUUUUAAUACAUGAGAAGCAAUGAUUCUUUGUGACAUGUUCCAACAGCUAUUAAUAAGGCCAAAAAGAGAGGUAGAAGUGAAAUAUGAUUACAUCAAUGUUGGAUUGUUUUUGUUUUACAGAUGAUAGAAGUAAUGGAGGGAGCAGGUGUCUUCUGGUAUUCACACCAGAGGGCAUAUUGCUCGGCAUUUAAAAGCUGGACGGCCUAUAUCAAUGCAGCGAUUGAUAUGUUCUUCACCAAGGAGACCCUUGCUGCAUCUUGUGCAAUGGGGAACGAGAGAAAGAGUAAAAAUGGAGCGGGCCAUCAGCCUUUAAAUCCUGUCAUCACCCAGUCCCUUAUUGGUAAGUUUCAUUGUAUUAUAUUAUAAAUUAAACAAGAUACUGUGCCUGUGCUGAUUGGUUAAUUGAAGAUAUUUAAUAUAACUUUCUGGAAAGAUAUAUCAUUUUCUUAGCAUAUAUUUUCCUUCCUAAUUUCCAUAAUGUUUUAGAAACACUCAUCAGAGUUUGGGGAAACUCAAUCUUGAGUAAAGAGGAAACGUUUUUGUUGUGAAAAAGACAUUAAUUAUUUCUCAUGCUAGUUAACAUGCAAGACUCAUUCGGGGAUGAAAGGUUUUGCACUAGGCAUUGUUUUGGAAGCAAGGAAGUUUGGAACUUAAAAAAUGCCUGUUGAUAGUAUAUAUUAAUUUUCACUGGUAAAAGUGAAUGAUUUUUAUUAAUUUUGGUACCUUCUACACUAAAGCAAUAAAUGAAUGGAAGUCGAAUUGCUUCAAAUUGUCCAUUUUCACGCAUUGUUUUUUUAAAAUGUGGUGCGUAGUGGGCCAAAAUACAUCUGAAAUCACUUGGCCUUUUAAAAAAAUUGUGAACAGUGAAAUUAUCCCUUUUAAAAAGCAAAUAAUAUCAAUGACCUCUCUUUUUUAGGUAAAGUCUGCUCUAAAUUCCCAAGAGAUGGGCCAACACCCAGCCAAGUGGUGCAAAAAAUAAACAUGAAGUGUGUUGAGGCAAGAAGGCCACCGAGAAGUCGUGCCACACCAGUGGUCCAACAGUGACAGUUUAUUUUUUAAAUGUUCAGUUUAUUUUUUAAAUGUUCAAAGUUCUUUAUAUGCAAGUACCAUUGAUAAAAAGUCACUGACAGUGUUUUUAAGAUAUGGACAGAAUUUUCUCAGAUAUUUUGUAUCACCCCUUUUAACAUUGUACCAUUUUUAUAAAUUUUUAACAGUAUUAGAUAAGAUCAGAUUGUUUCUUAAGCUUUUCUUCAUGAUGCAAUACCAUUUUUAAACGUUAUAAUAUUGUUGAUAUCAAUUAAUGUUCUACUAGCGAUAUUAUUGUAUGGUCACAAAAAGCUGUCUUUACAGUUUUUGAAAUCUCCGAGAAAUUGAGAGUUCAAAAGGUACAACAUAUGUAAUAUAUUUCAGUAGCAAGUGUGAAUUAAAUAGUUUUAAGUGAAUUAAAGAUAUGAAAUGAAUGUGAAUCUGUGAUCCUAAUUGCUUUGUUCAAGAAAGAGGAAGUAUAAGUGGUGAGAACGAACACCACACACUUGGAUUUCAACUUUUCACCAAAGAAACACACUUAAAUAUUCAUCAUAUGGCAUUACUAUGGAGCAAGAAUCAUGGGUAUCCAUAUCAUUCCCAUAUCAGGUCACCAGUCUGCCUGGAUGAUAUGGGAAUUGUAUGGAAGUUUACAAAGUACAUAGCAUUCCCAUAUCAGACGGCAGUAUGAUUGAUGAUAUGGGAAUGGUAUGGGGAGCUGCCAAGUACAUAUCAUCUCCAUAGUAGAGAGUCAGGAAACACACGGUAUUGGUAUGGGGCUGAGCCAUGUCAGUCCCAUACUAUUUACUAUGGGGAAUGUAUGGGGUGUUGCCAAAUACGUAGCAAUCCCAUAGUGAAAAGCUAUUGAACCAUUCACUGAUGAAGACUGUUAACACGUAUGGGUUUGAUAUGGCAUGUAGUAACCCAUACAAAUUCCAUAUAUUACCCAUAGCAGGGCCAUAAGUCAUGUCAUACCAUUUCCAUACUUGGGCCAUACAUGGCCCAUAUCAUUAUGUUUGGUAAGGGUUGGGUGUUCAAUCACACCAGGUUUCCACAGCCUUUCUUUUAGUUGCUCCCUACUGCACAGAAAGUUUCUAAGGAAAUACAAGAGUAUAGUACUGUGAUGAGUGUCAAUUUGAUUGCAGUGGGUUUUCAGCGUUAUUCUGCUCCCAACUUCAUCCUUCUUUUCCUUACAUUAGAAAAAAUGCCCUAAUAUUUAAUCACCAGUGUGCAUGUGUUAAGUAUAUGUUGCCAAAAGUUUAUUGCUGCGUGUCAGGCUUUACAAAAAAAGAGGCACAAAGCAGUUGAGAUUGUGGUGGUGGUACCUAGAUUGCAAUACUGAAUAAAUUUUGAAUCACUAACCUCACCACUUCAAAAAAUUCUUGGGCGGAUUUACCCCACUCAACGCUGGAUCAACAAGAGCGAUGGUGUUUGCUUCUAUGUCAACCACCUGGGACAAAGGAAAGAUGAAAAUUUAAGUUACAGGAGUAAUAUAGCUUCAGAGAUAGAGUUCUCCUUAAAAGAACGAUUAGUUUAUCAGCCAAAUUAAUAAAUUUCAUCAUGGUAAAGUGCUUUACUAUCUGCCACUGGGCACAGAAUGUACUACAAUAGCUUAUACUCCUACUCAACCAACAGAAUGGCAUUGGCAAGUGGGAAUGCUAAGAAAGAAAAUCUUAAUAAAAUCCAAAACAAAUGCAUGAAUUUGUUCAUUGAAGGACCUCUAGACUUUAUACUACUUACCCCUAACAUCCAGUGAUCUUGCCUUUCAAACAUUCCUGGGAAGAGUAGUUUUUUGUACCGAGUUAAAUUCACCUAAUUUGAAACAAAAGGGCAAGAAUGAUUGACUUUGUCAAAAUUGGUUCAGCUCAGCAAGUAAAAAGAAGUGGGAAAGAUCACAACGUCUUAUAACUAUAUCAACGAUCAAAAACUCUCUCUAUCCAAGUGAAUUACAUGCAUGCAGCGGUUUUAUUUUGGCCAGGAGGUUUUGAUGUUAAUUUUUCUUCUACAUGUGAGAACUUGAAACAAAAACAGGGUUAAACACAUCGUAAAUUAAAUGGGGUUCAGUGAACCUCUAAUCACCUUUGAAUGCCAUAUUCUUUGAGUGCUUUCGUAAAAACGUUGUGGUCCCCGCAAUAACAGUUUUCCCUUUGCCCUGCAAACAAAACAUAUAUUAUUUGGUAGGGGGAUGAAAAAAUGAAAAAAUGAAAAUCUUGUUUAAUUUCUAUUACUUUCACAUAUAUUAGGUCUCCCAUCCUAUACCAAGAGAAUUUUCACUGUUGGUCACAAUACAGUAUGUUUAAAGUUUGACUUGGUAAGUUACCAGUAGAAGAUAAAAACAAAGAAGCAAAAUAAAAGUAGAAGGUGUAAAAUACGCAAAAAAAAUGAUUUAGAUGGAACGAUUUUUGCUUAGGACUAUCGUGCGCGACUAGCAUACAUGUACAUUAUGACUCCAUGUCAGAUUGUGUUGUGUAAAUUAGCCCCAAGACGCCGAUACGACAUGUGCAGUGUUCUUCCUAAAUUUUAGCUCAGCAGGUAAGGGACCAUUCAUGGCCGGUAAGGCAAAAAAUAUGCACCAGAGGUGCACUUUCCUGGGGCGGGGUGGGGAGGGGGGGGUUGAAGGAGUAGUAGAGUGAGGAUGGCCCCUCGCUAGGAGGAGCUAAGUUCUUUGGAACGUAAUUCAUUUUAAAGUGUAUAUGACAGAAAUUUUUUUAUUUGCUUGAUAGAAUCUAUACAGUGUUUUGAUAAGGAAAGCAAAAAAAAUUUUUCGAUAGCGAUUUUUCUUCCCCAUGUUUUAACCUGCCAAAAACGUGAAAUUUUACUUCCGGUGAGCUACAAAACCGCGCUAGCGAAAACAGAAGACUGGGAAUGAUUAUGACGUCAUUUCAGGACAUUCUAUUUCGCGGCAGGCAAAUUACAUGGUCAUUUUCUUAUUUGUGUGGCAGUGUUUGGAGAGUGUUUUUUGAGUUUCCCUGACCUUUUUUGAUCAGAAACAGCAGAAAUCAAUAAAAAGUCGCUUAAGCUCGAAUUUAAUUGACUGUGAAAAAGAAUAAUGAGUUUUGAAAGCGAUACGGAAAAGUCAGACGUGGAAUCGAUCGGGUCGCGCACUCACAUCUGCGAGACAGAGCUAGGAUCAGACGAAGACGAAGAAGAUAUGUACUAUCCAGAUCCAGAAGGACCGUAUAUAGAUGAACCUAUUACAGACGAGGAAUGGCUAAACAGAAUACAACCGAGAACUAGAAGAAAUUUAAAGGAGAAACCAGGAGUUACAAAACCGCUUUGACAGGAUUGUGGAACCGAGACUUGGUAAGUGUUUGCUCUAUUUCUCACCUUUUAGUUAUUAGCCUGAAAAAUCUUAUCGUACUAAGAUCAUACCUUGCCGAUAAAAAGAAAAGGAUAAAAGUUGUAUUCUUCAACUUAAAUACUACGUUCCUUCUUUUUAAUUUCAAAGGUGCUCAUGUGGCAAUUGUGCUCUUGAUCGGCUGCAAAAUCCCGGGGAAUGCCUCUGCUGCAAGGAAAUCGAAAAGUGUGUAAAAUCACUUGGUAGUACCGCCGUUCUGAAUGAGGUGGAAAUCAGUCCCGAAUGUAUUACAUUGCAUCCAGGUUUCAGUGUCGUUUGCCUUAACAGAUGGUCUCUCCGAUCAGCCGCAAGUAAAUACAAAAGGAUAGACGGUACAAAGUAUCAUCAGACUGAUACAGAAGAAAAGUGAGUAAUGUUUUGCCCAGUUUUUUCUGUCAGAGCUAUCUCUAACUGCUAAUUUACUGUGUUCUCCAAAAGCAACGUUAGCCGGCAAAAGCGUCCGACAGUUGCAACAGAAGCAGUGGUUAUUUGUUCAAACGCCAUUUUAAGAGAAAGAUAAUCAAUCGAUUGUUUUUGUUGCCCAUUAUUUUGUAUAAUCGAGAGUUUUUUCCUGACCCAUGAAAGACAAUAGAAUUAAUGCAUGAUAGCGUGUUCCAUUCUACUACCUGUUUAAUCGGUUGAGUAGAAUCACUAUAUUACAAAAAACAUAUGAUAAAGAAUAAAGCAAAAUGUACUUUGCAGAACCCCUAAAAUCAAACUUUUCUCUGGGCUUGGGUGUGUGUGUGUGUAUGUGGAAGAGGGGAAGGGGGGGUUGCUAGCCACACCAAACCCCACACAAAGCAUUUUGAUCUCAUCUUUUGCUGACUACUUUCAUCUUUUCUUACUCUGCUCUACUCUUCAAUUCUGGUCCUAUUUUCAACUAUAUUCCACAGUUGAUUUGAUAAUGUUCAGUUCAUAAGAUGUUAAAAGAAAUGGGGAUUUUAGAGACACAAAGGAAGGCAGGGCACGAUUGGAAUAGAAAUGCAUCUGCCACUGGUCAUGUAGUAAUACUGGGCUCACAGAGUUGAAAUACAGGGCGAGGUCAUGACUUGAAUAUUUAUUUUUAUGUCUGCAUUCUUUUACACAGGUUUCUUCGUGGAGUGGCCUACAGAGAGUUUACGCAACUAGUACAUGGUUUUCUUGGGGGAAAGCGGAUUCCACUGCCAGCAAUAAGAACAGAACUUUCAGAAGAGAAUGAAGAAUUUGUUGGUUUUGAAGAUAAUGAAUAA